Molecule: messenger RNA, 242 nt
Organism: Geodia barretti
Lineage: Eukaryota; Metazoa; Porifera; Demospongiae; Tetractinellida; Geodiidae
Source: the annotation of a GenBank genome assembly
UUGCACAGUUUUCAAGGAGAUACAUAAUUAUUUCACGAUUCAGUAGCAAAUGAACAGUUCAUGGGUAAAAAUUUUCAUGGGCCGGCCACACAAAAUUGAACACAGAGAGUGAGGAAGAGGGAGUGGGGAUGUGAAUGAGUAAGGAAGGAGAGAGUGAGGUAAGACGGAAUGAAGGAAGGGAGGGAGAGAAGAAGAGGGGAGGGAGGGAGUGUGCAGCUGACCUCGCAGGUACCGUGGAGGUA